Molecule: messenger RNA, 2151 nt
Organism: Populus trichocarpa (black cottonwood)
Lineage: Eukaryota; Viridiplantae; Streptophyta; Magnoliopsida; Malpighiales; Salicaceae
Product: nucleobase-ascorbate transporter 6
Exons: 14
Coding region: 313-1902 (529 amino acids)
Biological process (GO): transmembrane transport
Cellular component (GO): plasmodesma; membrane
Molecular function (GO): transmembrane transporter activity
Source: RefSeq, a predicted model, not a curated record
CUCUUUUCCUCUGCUUUCCCCUCCUUAUUAUAUGCUUAAUGGGUAGCUGUAGCUGUAGUCGUAGGAGUAGUGAGAGAGAGGGAGGGAGUGAGUUGAUUCACUCAUUUCUGGGUCCUGCUCACAUUGUUGAGUUGAGUUCAGUACUGUUUCUGCUUCCCUGUUUUUUUCUGUGAGAUUUGGGAUCUGGGUUCUGCUUCCUCUUACUACAUCUUCGCUCACCUUUUGAAUCUCUCUUUUGUUGCUGUUCUUUUUUUAAAAAAAAAAAGAAGGAAAGAAAGAAAAAAGACAGUUUCGUAAAGAAAGAAGGGGUUGAUGGCUGGAGGAGGAGGAAAGGCUGAGGAGCCACAACCACAUCCACCAAAGGAGCAGCUUCCCAACAUUUAUUAUUGCAUUACGAGUCCACCUCCAUGGCCGGAAGCUAUCCUACUUGGUUUCCAACAUUACCUUGUGAUGCUUGGAACUACUGUUCUCAUCCCUUCUGCUCUCGUUCCCCAGAUGGGAGGAGGAAAUAAAGAGAAGGCGGAGGUGAUCCAGACACUUCUCUUUGUUGCUGGUCUGAACACGUUGCUCCAGAGUUUGUUUGGCACUCGUUUGCCUGCUGUUAUUGGAGGCUCUUACACCUUUGUCCCAACCACAAUUUCAAUUAUCCUUGCUGGUCGAUUUAGUGAUGAACCAGAUCCUGUUGAGAAAUUUAAGAGGAUUAUGCGUGCAACACAAGGUGCUCUCAUUGUUGCUUCAACUCUCCAGAUUGUUCUAGGCUUCAGUGGCCUUUGGCGUAAUGUCACCAGGUUUUUAAGUCCACUGUCAGCUGUUCCUUUGGUAGCCCUUGUUGGUUUUGGGCUGUAUGAGCUUGGGUUUCCUGGGGUCGCCAAAUGCGUGGAGAUUGGCCUUCCAGAGCUUAUCAUUUUAGUAUUUAUUUCACAGUACAUGCCCCAUUUGAUAAAGUCAGGAAGACAUGUCUUUGAUCGUUUUGCUGUCAUAUUCGCGGUGGUGAUUGUAUGGAUUUAUGCUCAUCUGCUCACAGUGGGUGGUGCUUAUAAUGAUGCACCACCAAGGACACAAGUAACUUGCCGUACUGACCGUGCUGGACUUAUAGAUGGUUCUCCAUGGAUAAGAGUUCCAUAUCCCUUUCAAUGGGGAGCACCUUCAUUUGAUGCUGGUGAAGCUUUUGCCAUGAUGAUGGCUUCCUUUGUUGCUCUUGUAGAGUCCACUGGCGCAUUUAUUGCUGUAUCAAGGUAUGCAAGUGCAACUCCUAUGCCACCUUCUGUUCUUAGCCGUGGUGUUGGCUGGCAGGGAGUCGCCAUUUUGCUUUCUGGGCUGUUUGGAACUGGAAAUGGAUCUUCUGUAUCCGUAGAGAAUGCUGGUCUCUUGGCCUUAACACGAGUUGGCAGCCGAAGGGUUGUCCAGAUAUCUGCAGGAUUCAUGAUUUUCUUCUCUGUUCUUGGAAAAUUUGGGGCAGUCUUUGCUUCAAUUCCAUCACCCAUUAUUGCCGGUUUAUAUUGCCUUUUCUUUGCCUACGUGGGUGCUGGUGGUCUUAGCUUUCUUCAGUUCUGUAAUCUCAACAGCUUCCGAACAAAGUUCAUACUAGGCUUCUCUAUUUUCAUGGGGUUAUCAGUGCCACAGUACUUUAAUGAGUACACUGCAAUUAAGGGCUUUGGUCCAGUCAACACAAGUGGAAGAUGGUUCAACGAUAUUAUAAACGUUCCUUUCUCAUCAGAAGCAUUUGUGGCGGGCUGCGUGGCCUAUUUCCUGGACAACACGAUACAUAAAAAAGAUAGUUCAAUAAGGAAAGACAGGGGUAAGCACUGGUGGGCCAAAUUCAAAUCAUUCAAGGGUGAUACAAGGAGCGAGGAAUUCUAUUCCCUGCCCUUUAAUCUAAACAAAUAUUUUCCGUCCGUGUAAUUCAAUCAGCAUUAAUAAUGAGCUGGUCCUGCUCAAAUGUGUUCUCGAUAGGUCUUUGUGGGAUAAGAAAUUUCAUGCUGUCAUUGUUCCUUUGUUGUGAAUCUUAUCACACGCUAUAUAGCAGUAUAAGAUAGUCUCAUCUUUCAUAGAAUGACUUGAAAUCAUUCAAUUGAAUUUGUUUUCUUUGUAAAAAUCCUACGGAUGAAGUGGGACUUGGAAGUAGCAAUGAAUCAAUUUUUAUUACCUCUA